Molecule: messenger RNA, 1443 nt
Organism: Anisakis simplex (herring worm)
Lineage: Eukaryota; Metazoa; Nematoda; Chromadorea; Rhabditida; Anisakidae
Source: the annotation of a GenBank genome assembly
AUGGAUGCAGUACGUGACGAUUUUGUAUCGUUGUUCAAGCUUCCUACAUCGCCGCGCAUAUGUCUGUUCCUAAUUCUACUCGUUUUGACACCUCUUCUGUAUUUUGUUGGUGAGAGGUCUCUGAAGUAUGAUGGUUUGGUUAUAUCGGCUUCGUCAAUCACCUCACCAUAUUAUUAUACACUGGAACAAAUGCGAGGUUUUGCCUUUAAGAACAAUAUUGCAAAGGAUUACAAACCGCAUUACUAUACGAGAUGGAACCUGUCGUUCAAUCGAAUGCUCGAAGAUCUCGAUAACAGAUUUGAUAUGAGCGGUAAUGAUGUUAUCGUUUUUUUGCAUAUUCAAAAGACUGCGGGUACAAGUUUUGAGAAAUUUCUUGUGCGGCAUUUGAACAUCUCAAAUCCAUGUGCAUGCCGUAUGGGUAAGAAAAGAUGUUCGUGUCACAGGCCGGGUUCUGGUAAAAAGAUCUGGUUAUUUUCACGGUACUCAACAGGUUGGGUGUGUGGCUUACAUGCUGAUUACACUGAAUUGUUCGUAUCCGGAUGUGUCGAUAACGCGUUGGAUCGUAAGGAAGGUGUUCAUCGCAAACGUCGCUAUUUUUACACGUCGUUCUUGCGCGAGCCAGUGUCAAGGUUCAUAUCCGAGUAUCGACAUGUUGAACGUGGUGCAACCUGGUUGUCAGCAAGGCAUAUGUGCAAUGGCCGACCACCAACUCCCGAGCAGUUGCCGAUGUGCUUCGAUCCCGAGAUUGGUUGGGAUGGCGUCACAAUUGAUCAGUUCCUUGCUUGUCCCUAUAAUCUCGCUUUUAAUAGACAAACACGAAUGCUUGCUGAUUUGACGUUAGUGGGUUGUUAUGAUAGACACGCGAUGGAUAAUAAAACUCGUGAAAGAAUUAUGUUGGAGAGUGCGAAGAAUAAUCUGAGGAAUUUGGCUUUUUUUGGACUAAAGGAACGGAUGGCCGACAGUCAGUGGAUGUUCGAACAACUAUUUCAGCUCAGGUUUACGAAAGACCUCUCAGAUUGGCGAAGGAGCAAGUCGAACGAUACUGAACUAACACCUCAACAGUUGGAACUGAUCAAAGCAAAGAAUAGUCUCGAUAUGCAAUUAUACGCUUUUGCUCAGAAACUUUUUCAGAAGAGAUUGAAGCAGCUUCGAUCCGACGACUAUAAUUAUGGCAGUGACAUGACACAAAAUGCUUCUGAAAAAUUACGUUCCAAUCCUAUCGCUGAACUGAAAAACGUGAACGAACAAAUUAAUGAGAGUGUUUCGAAUGGAGGGCAUCAUUCAGAUCAAAUGAGUGAUGAGGAGAAGCAGUUGCUGAAUGUGUACGAAAGCGAUAACGAAACGAUGCCUGGCAAAGACUGGCAAAGCAAUGAGGUUGAGAGGGAUGAUGCGACCGACGUAGAAGAUCGACAACAUUCUCAAGAUAGCAUAGAUGCUUACUGA